Neolamprologus brichardi is the source of this 3161-nucleotide messenger RNA. Lineage: Eukaryota; Metazoa; Chordata; Actinopteri; Cichliformes; Cichlidae. The record is from RefSeq and is a predicted model, not a curated record.
UCGGCUCGAGCAGAUGUUCGUCGAGCUUCGUCCAGCUGGACUACAUCAAGAUGUCCGCUGAGAGAUUUGAGAAAAAGGAGACGAUAGACCUGAGGAAAAGAUAUAUUGGGCCAUCUUGUAAGAUUUUUUUCAGCCAUGACCCAAUCAAGAUUGUGCGUGCCAAAGGCCAGUAUAUGUAUGAUGAGAAAGGACAGCGCUACCUGGACUGCAUCAACAAUGUGGCUCAUGCGGGCCACUGUCAUCCUGAUGUGGUGAAGGCAGGAGCUCAGCAAAUGGAACUACUCAACACUAACUCGCGCUUCUUGCACGACAACCUUGUCCUGUAUGCCCAGAGGCUGCAGGCCACGCUGCCAGACAAGCUGGCUGUUUGCUACUUUGUCAACUCCGGCUCCGAAGCCAACGACCUGGCUCUCCGACUAGCACGGCAAUACACAGGCCACAGAGAUAUCAUCACUUUGGAAAAUGCGUACCAUGGCCACGUCUCAUCGCUCAUUGACAUCAGUCCAUAUAAGUUCCACCAGCUGUCAGAUACUGAGCAGAAUCAAUUUGUCCAUGUGGCUUCCAGUCCAGAUGUGUACAGAGGGAAACACAGAGCAGACCACCCUGAUCCCGCCACCGCGUAUGCAGAUGAAGUCAAAGAUAUAAUAAACAAAGCUCACAAGAAAGGAGGCAAGAUUGCUGCUUUUAUUGCUGAGUCACUGCAGAGCUGUGGUGGGCAGGUCAUUCCCCCUGUGGGUUACUUCCAGCAAGUGGCACAGUAUUUUCUCUUUUGUUACCAGACAUACAUUAAAAAAAAAAAAUCACUGCUCAUGUGCUAUCUAGACAGGUAUGUGUUUAACAUACUGUAUGAAACCUUUAUGGAGAGUAGGGUGUAGCAGAUUUUCAGUUUGAUGGGAAAUGUGAACUUGAUCUCGGUUGUAAUCUUUCCUCUGUGUGUUGCUUAUCUGUGGCCUCAGUUUGGUGGUAAUCCAGUGUCGUGUGCCAUCGGUCUGGCCGUCCUAGACGUGAUUGAGAAAGAGGAUCUGCAGGGCAACGCACUGCGUGUGGGGCAAUACCUCACCAGUCUGCUGGAGAAGCAGAAAGAGAAGCACCUGCUGAUCGGAGAUAUCAGGGGUCGUGGUCUCUUUGUAGGCGUGGAGCUCGUCAGGGACAGGCUGAAGCUCACUCCUGCCACAGCAGAGGCACAGGAAGUCAUAUAUAGGCUAAAGGAGCAGUACAUUCUUCUCAGUGCUGACGGACCUCAUCGCAACGUGCUCAAGUUUAAGCCCCCAAUGUGCUUCACUACAGAAGAUGCUGAGCUGGUCGUGGAGAAAAUUGAUGUCAUUCUCACAGAACUGGAGGAAGCAUUGGACCUGAAGCUGAACAACACACUAACUGUAGAAAAUGAAAGCAAUAAAAGGAAACUGCUGACCAAUGAAAACGGGCACAGUGGCGUGCUACACAGCAAAGGAAGCCGUCAAGGGUCUCCUCAACAAACCAAACAAAGCAAACGCCUCAGGACAUAAAGCAUGACACAAACACAAGAACCGACACAGGUGGCACAACUCUAGAAUUAAAGGGCCGUAAUUUGAUGAUUAAUGUUUUUAUACUGAUAAUAUACUGCAUAUCAAUUAGAUUGUCUUCUCAGGUAUUUUUUUAAUAUUUGCGUAAUAGCAUGUGUAGCAUGUUUUUAGCUAACUGCAUAAAAAUGUACCUUAUUAUGUGAGUUAGCAGGGUACAAGAGCCUUAUUCACGAUAUCAGGGAAUCAUAAAUGGAUCAAUCUAAACAUGUAGAUCUGAAAAUAUGCAUCAGUAUCUUUGUGUGCCUUUAGCAUUAAAAAUACGGCCUUGCAAAGGCCAUUACAUGUUUUACAGAGAAGUAGCUGAACUAUAAAUAAAUAAAAUACUGUAUGUACUUGGUUGCUAUAAAAAGGGAUUUCUAACCCAGGGUGUGAGCAGCCCUCACUCAGAGAUACAGAAAACAUGAAAGUAAAAACGCUGAUGUACUGUGUAUAUGUCUGCAAAGUAUCUUUAUUUUACUGAGCCUCAAAAAAACAAUGUCCCUGCUAAAAAGUCUGCAAUUACUUACCAAUAUCCUCAUCUUCCUUAAAGAUGAAAGUAACCUCUCGUAUAGAAAGUUCACUGUUGUGAAGAUGGAAAAUACAUGUUGUUGUUCAUAAAAGGAAAUAGAUUUACUCUCAGGCUCAGGAGUUGUCUGAAGUCCCAGGACUUCUUCCAUAAUGUGACAAAGAUGAGAUGAUUACAGAGAAAGGUGCUAUCUAAUAUACCAGCUUGUAAAUAAAAGGAAAAUGAUCCACUGCAACAUUUGUUAAGAAAAGGACGGAGUUUUGCUACUUUGGCACAUCUUCAUUUCAGUGCAAUUUAAUGCGGCUAGUAAGCCUACUUUCCUCUCCAUAGUCACUUACAUGUUAAGCAAAGCACUGCUAUUGGUGGCUUAAGUCAUCUUUACUAAAGCCUUGUCCCAUUUUUCUCAAUGUGAGACAGCUGUAGACCAGAAUGAUUAUUAUUUACAAGUAGGGAUGAUCACUCUGUUCCUUCCUCCUGGAGAAAGCUCAUUACCAUAGCAGUACAGGGCCAAAAUAUCUAAAAUUAUGUCUGCAGAACCGUGCGGCACAUCAGCUUUUAAAGGCAUAAUUCCAAACCAGACAAAAAUGUUUGUAUUUGUUUGCUAUAAAUACAUGAAAAUACAUGAAUGUGCAAAUACUCAGAUGUUUCUUGUAUGACUGUCUUGUUACUACCUCUGUCCUACUCCAUUGACUGCAGAUGAAAAUUAACAUGUAUGGCUAAAUCUGGAAUAUUUAUAUGACAAAUUUAAGCACUCAUGUCAAUUAAUAUGCUUUGUCCCUUCCAAAUAUACACAAACAUAAGUCCAGGAAACACCAUUACCUGAUGAUCCUGUGAUGCCAUCUUCUGGAGGGAAAAUGAAAUGUGUCAUAUCUCCUGAACACUGCAUAUGCAAAGACGCCACAUUGUUUGGCUGCUGAUGUAAACUUGAGUUUAACAAUCUUCUCAAAAAUUCUGUGCAUUAUUUUUCUAUUUAAUCAUUUACAUUAAGUGGAAAUCAAAUCAAAGAAAUUCAGAAUCUGGAUGAAUGUGAUUUUAAACAAUGCCUUGUCCUAUUAAACCUACUUCAACAGCACAGAACAACCAUGAGAAGGUGU